Messenger RNA from Emys orbicularis (European pond turtle), 561 nucleotides. It is a transcript of the gene SCX, whose product is annotated as scleraxis bHLH transcription factor. The transcript has 2 exons. Gene Ontology annotation, biological process: developmental process; regulation of transcription by RNA polymerase II. The record is from RefSeq and is a predicted model, not a curated record. Bases 1 to 561 code for a protein of 186 amino acids. Gene Ontology annotation, molecular function: RNA polymerase II transcription regulatory region sequence-specific DNA binding; DNA-binding transcription factor activity, RNA polymerase II-specific; protein dimerization activity. Lineage: Eukaryota; Metazoa; Chordata; Testudines; Emydidae.
AUGUCCUUCGCCAUGCUGCGCUCGGCCCCCAGCCGGUACCUCUACCCCGAGAUCAGCAUGCUAUCCGAGGACGAGGAGAAUGGGAGCGAGAGCUCCAGCUCCGAGGAAAAGCCCUACCACCUGGACGCCGGCCCCUACGGCCUCAAGGGCGGGAAGCGCCGGAGCAGCAAGAAAUCCAACCGGAUCAACCGGGAGCCCCGGCAGCGCCACACGGCCAACGCGCGGGAGCGCGACCGCACCAACAGCGUCAACACCGCCUUCACCGCCCUACGGACGCUCAUCCCCACCGAGCCAGCCGACAGGAAGCUCUCCAAGAUCGAGACGCUGCGGCUGGCCUCCAGCUACAUCUCCCACCUAGGCAACGUGCUGCUGGUCGGGGAGGCCUGCGGGGACGGCCAGCCCUGCCACACCACCCCCGGCUUCUACCACCACAGCAGCGGCAGCAGUCCCCCGCUGCGGGAGAGCGAGAACUCUCAGCCCAAACAGAUCUGCACUUUCUGCCUCAGCAACCAGAGGAAGCUGAGUAAAGACCGAGACAGGAAGACGGCGAUUCGGAGCUAG